GCAAACGUGAAGACUAAAAGUUCACAUUCUAAUUAUUUGUGCUUUGAAUCGGUGAAAGAUGAUUCAAAUGGACGGUGGUGAUAGGCUAAGAGUGACUUUAUUAGAUCGUAUGUCAACGGUGGAGACUAGCCGGAGCUGUUUAACUCUUGAAGCUAUUCUAAUGGCUGAUAAAAACAGAACCUCGCCGCAGAUUCUCUCACCACCGCCGUCGAGGAGCCAAUCUAACCGGUCACUUCUUGAAGUAAUGCAAAGAGAGCACCGACACGACCAAAGCCCUCGAGAUAAAACGGCUUGGAAAAGUCUCCGUGAAAAGCUCCGUCUUAAACGUAACGGUUCUGUUUGGAUCUCGUCUAAUUCUAUCCCGAGUUUGGAUACGCAUAUUCCUAACCGGGAUAACGUUAGCCACCAACUCGGUUUCCUCCUUUCCAACUCAAACAUAACGGAGGAAGCUUCUUCGGCGGAGGGAAGGAUUCGGUUAGGAGCUGUGUUGGCAGAGGAGAGAGCAUUAUCGGCUAGAGAAGAGGAAACGCCGGCGGAGAGGGAAGUGGAGCCGGCGAGGAUGUCAUUGAUGGAGUUGUUGGAGGAGAAUGAAGGGCAAAUGAGUUUGGUAGGCAUAGAUGAAGAGGCGGAGGAGGAGGUGGCGGUGACGGCGGCGGAGAUAAGUUGUUGUGUGUGUAUGGUUAGAAGCAAAGGAGCUGCGUUUAUUCCGUGUGGUCAUACGUUUUGUAGGUUGUGUUCUAGAGAGCUUUGGGUUCAAAGAGGAAACUGUCCUCUAUGUAAUACCACAAUUUUAGAAGUUCUUGAUCUUUUUUAGACUUUUCAGUUUUAAUUAUCUUAAUUUAUCAUAAUCAGGUUGUUUCCUUUGUUGUUGUAAUGUGUUGUUGCAUAUUUGAUGAGAAAUCCUUUUGUAGAAAUUACUUUCUUUCUCAUCUCCAUGGAACCUAGAUUGUUUAUGUUAUUUGGAGAAAACAGAUAAAUUAGAUCAAUCAAA
Messenger RNA from Arabidopsis arenosa, 991 nucleotides. The record is from the annotation of a GenBank genome assembly. Lineage: Eukaryota; Viridiplantae; Streptophyta; Magnoliopsida; Brassicales; Brassicaceae.